CCAAAACGUCACCAAACCCUCCCCCACUCAGACCGUCUCCGUCUGACCUCCAUCCAUCCACAUACGUAGUCGUAGAUUGCCGUUGAAUCUCUACCGUAUGCUGGCUGCUUCUCAAUCCUGCGACCAGAUUGUGUGUAUAUCGACACCGACGAUUAAAGGACAGUAGGACACAAGUACGUAAUUAAAGCCGCAAUCCGACGGGUCGGAGAGCGAACGAAGGAAAGGAUAGGGGUGGGAGGGUGAGAGAGGCUUUCCGAUUUUUCCCCCUUUUGUGAACGAUCUCUCUUCUUAUUUUAUCUGCGAAUCUGCUAAGGAUUCGCUCGAUUUUCAGGGAUUUUGGGGUUUCUGCUCUCGGUAAUUUCCUUAAUUGUUAAUGCGGAGGAAACGAUUACUGGAUUUUCGUGUUUGUGAGGGGAAUUUAGCAGAGAUUUUUUGAUUGUUUUCGCCCACAAUUUAGGGUUUUGAUCGAAGAUAUGGGCUCAGAAGAUGCCGAUCUUUUGGAUGACGGGGGCGGUGGAGGGCUCUCGUUGGGUGCGUCGUCGGUUUCAUGCUCGAUUUGCCUCGAGGCCGUAACGGACAACGGGGAUAGAUCGAGGGCGAAGCUGCAAUGCGGGCAUGAAUUUCAUCUCGAUUGCAUUGGUUCUGCAUUCAAUGCAAAGGGAAUGAUGCAGUGCCCUAAUUGCAGAAAAAUUGAGAAAGGUCAAUGGCUUUAUGCAAAUGGGUGCCGUUCAUUUGCUGAGUUUAGCAUGGAUGACUGGACCCAUGAUGAGGAUCUAUAUGAUUUAAGUUAUUCUGAAAUGCCAUUUGGAGUUCAUUGGUGCCCUUUUAGUGGAUUGGCUCGAGUUCCUUCAUCUUUUGAGGAGGGGGAAUCUCCAUCCACUGCAUAUCAUGACCUAUUGGGACACCAUGCUAUCUUUGCUGAUCACACCGCUGCAUCAUCUGCUGCUGCCCAUUCAUGCCCAUAUGUUGCCUACUUCCAACCGCUUCAACCCUCUACCUCAAGCUCUAAUGAGAGCAUAGGUGAUGGUCCUAAUUUCAAUCAUCACUGGAAUAGCCUCUCUGGGCCCAGUGAUAUGUCUGUUUCUCAUGGUCUUCCAACUGUGGAUAUUCAGUACCACAGCUGGGAUCACCAUUCCCCUCCCUUCUCUCCAACUAGCAGUCGCAUGGCUGGUGCUGAUCAAGCUUCAGUUCAUUCUUCAACUCUGAGAUCUACAAGGGGUGACACUGAAGGCCUGCCAAGGUCAGGAUCUUUUGUGCACCCAUUCCUUCUUGGUCAUGGGUCAGGUCCCAGAGCUGGGAGCUCGGUUGUUUCUUUGAUUCCUCCUUAUUCUGGCAGCAGUGCUAGGGCUCAUGAUAGGGUACAGGGUCUCCAUGCAUACCAUCAACAGCAGCAGUCUAGCAGCACACCAGGCAUGCGUGGACCCAUCUUUUCAGGUGUUAGGAGAUCCAGUGGCCCAAGGGGCUUGGCUCCUGUGGGACCCCUGGCCUCAUCCUCUGAUCAUACAGGUGCCUUCUAUGUCUUUCCACCUUCGGGGUCAUCUAGCCGGAACCUCCAAGAAGCAGAGAAUCCAGUAAGGAGUCGUUUUUAUGCAUGGGAAAGGGAUCGAUUUGCUCCAUUCCCAUUGAUCCCUGUAGACAGAGAGUCGAGUUGGUGGGGGCCAUUCCAUCAGGCUGCUGGUGGGUCAGAUUCUGGCAGCAGGACUAGUAGCUUUUGGCAGAGGCAUGGAUCUGAGAGGUCUUCACAAGGUCGGGCAGAGAAUUCUUCCUAUCAGCCAGUUCAUCCCACUGGUCGGAUGUUCCCUUUCAUAUAAAGUGCAUCCUCCAAUGACUGAACCAAAAUAUAUAUGAGAAAAUGAUAUAAUGCUCCUGGAGUGAGUCUGUAAAUCCACCAGACUUUAAUCUUGUAGUGUGGCCCCGAAAACAGAAAACUAAACUAUCCUUUGGCUGUCACACUGCUGUGUCGUGACAUUUUGGCUUCCUCGGAUCUUUUUUUUUUUGCCCGGAGGAUAUGAAAUAAACUAUGUUGUGGAGUGGCAAAAAUAGAGGUCCUGUGUUUGCUGUCCUGAGACCCCAAAAUUAUAAGAUGCAUCGUAUGACAAGAACAAUCAAUGCUAAUGCCCCUGUCCUGUUCCGAACUUGGUCAGAGAAGGCACCUGGAGGCUGGUAAGUACUGAAAACAGUGCCUAGGUGGGUGGUAUUGGUAUAGAGCCUCAUAGUUAUGGGUCGCUAAUAUUUGUUUUGCAUGUUAUUUACAUUUUCGAGGGUGGAUUUUAAAUUCUCGGCUGCGUUUGUUUGCUGUGUAAAUGCCAAUCGACGUAAAACUCUACUACCGUUCUUACUUGUCUGCAUUUGUUUUCAGUGUAAA
Messenger RNA from Nelumbo nucifera (sacred lotus), 2365 nucleotides. RefSeq names its product E3 ubiquitin-protein ligase RFI2-like. NCBI's taxonomy places the organism in Eukaryota, Viridiplantae, Streptophyta, Magnoliopsida, Proteales, Nelumbonaceae. The record is from RefSeq and is a predicted model, not a curated record. Gene Ontology annotation, molecular function: ubiquitin-protein transferase activity.